GUUUCAUUCAUUCGUCCGAUCGGUUGGUUCGCACGCGGCGCUCAGAGGAGACGCCAGCGCGCGCGGAGCGGCACGUGAAAGUCAGACAGCCGGCGUUUCAGCGCGGGACGGGACUGCACUGCGCGAGCGGAUCUUCAUCAUCAUCAUCAUCAUCAUCAUUAACAUCCUCAUCAUCCUCAUCAUCUCAGCGCGGUGAGGAAGGUGCAGGUGCGGGACGCUCCUCAAACCGACACACCGGCCCAUGAUGUGACCACCAGACAGAUUAUUUCACCCAGUGCACCUGUAGAAGGAGAACAGAAGGACAGCUCCAGUCUUUUCCUGUGAAACUGACCUCCCAUCUCCGAGAAUGGAGGAACACGACGACGCUGGACUCGACCGUCCAGAGACAAAACUUCCGUUUCUCAUCUGCUUGUCUUCCAUCUUCUUGCGUGCGUGCUCCGGUCAGACGCUUAACGUCUUCCAGUCUGAGAGGCCCGAGUGGAGCCUGAGUCACCUGGCCGUCCACCAGUCGAGUGGUGCGGUGUACGUUGGCGGAGUCAACCGCGUGUACAAGCUCUCGUCCGAUCUGGCGCCGCUGGUCACGCACAACACCGGGCCGGAGCUGGACAACCAGGCGUGUUAUCCUCCUCUGAUCAUGCAGCCGUGCUCCGAGCCGCUCGCCAGAACCGACAACGUCAACAAGCUCCUGCUGGUGGACGACCUGCACGGCCGCCUGCUGGCAUGCGGGAGUCUGUACCAGGGCGUGUGCAAAAUCCUGAGGCUGGACGAUCUGUUCAUCCUGGCCGAACCAUCGCACAAAAAGGAGCACUACUUCUCCAGCGUGAACCAGACUGGCAGCACGAGCGGCGUGAUCGUGAGCCGAGACCGUGAGCGGGAUGCCACUCUGUACAUCGGCACGUCCGUCGGCGGCAAACAGGACUACUUCCCCACCAUCUCGAGCCGAAAGCUGCCUAAAGACCCCGAAUCGGCGGCCAUGCUGGACUACGAGCUUCACACCGACUUUGUUUCGUCGCUAGUCAAGAUUCCGUCCGAUACGCUAGCUCUGGUCACGGACUUCGACAUCGACUACGUGUACGGUUUCUCCAGCGGCAACUUCGUGUACUUCCUGACCGUGCAGCCGGAGACGGAGACCCCCGGAGAGCUCUUUUACACCUCGCGUGUGGUCCGGCUCUGCAAAGGCGACGAUAAGUUCCACUCGUACGUCUCCCUGCCGGUGGGCUGCGUGAAGAACAGAGUGGAGUACCGGCUGCUCCAGGCGGCGUUCCUGGCUAAAGCCGGGAGCGUCAUGGCCGCCGCGCUGAACAUCACCGAACGAGACGACGUGCUCUUCGCAGUAUUCUCGAAAGGACAGAAGCAGUACCGGAGACCGUCGGACGACUCGACGCUCUGCGUUUUCACCAUCCGGGAUAUUAAUGCGCGGAUCAAAGAGAGGCUGCGGUCGUGCUAUCAGGGCGAAGGAAACCUGGAGCUGCACUGGCUUCUGGGAAAAGACGUUCAGUGCACAAAAGCGGAACCUCCGUUUAACCCAUACCAGCUGAAAUAUCACCGAGGCUCCAGCUCCGUGUUAACUGUGUGUGUGUGUGUGAUAGUGUGUGUGUGUGUGUGUGUGUGUGUGUUUGUGUGUGUGUGAUAGUGUAUGUGUGAGAUAGUGUAUGUGUGUGAGAGUGUGUGUGUGAUAGUGUGUGUGUGUGUGAUAGUGUGUGUGUGAUAGUGUGUGUGUGAUAGUGUGUGUGUGUGAUAGUGUGUGUGAGUGUGUGUGAUAGUGUGUGUGUGAUAGUGUGUGAGAUAGUGUGUGUGUGUGAUAGUGUGUGUGAUUGUGUGAUAGUGUGUGUGUGAUAGUGUGUGUGUGUGUGAUAGUGUGUGUGUGUGAUAGUGUGUGCGUGUGUGAUAGUGUGUGUGUGUGUGAUAGUGUGUGUGUGUGAUAGUGUGUGUGUGUGUGAUCGUGUGUGUAUGAUUGUGUGAUAGUGUGUGUGUGUGAUAGUGUGUGUGUGAGAUAGUGUAUGUGUGUGAGAGUGUGUGUGUGUGAUUGUGUGAUAGUGUGUGUGUGAUAGUGUGUGUGUGUGAUGGUGUGUGUGUGAUAGUGUGUGUGUGUGUGUGAUAGUGUGUGUGUGUGUGAUAGUGUGUGUGUGUGAUAGUGUGUGUGUGUGAGAGUGUGUGUGUGUGAUUGUGUGAUAGUGUGUGUGUGAUAGUGUGUGUGUGUGUGUGACAGUGUGUGUGUGUGAUAGUGUGUGUGAGUGUGUGUGAGUGUGUGUGAUAGUGUGUGUGUGUGAUAGUGUGUGUGUGUGAUUGUGUGAUAGUGUGUGUGUGAUAGUGUGUGUGUGUGUGUGUGAUAGUGUGUGUGUGUGUGUGUGAUAGUGUGUGUGAGUGUGUGUGAUAGUGUGUGUGUGUGAUAGUGUGUGUGUGUGAUUGUGUGAUAGUGUGUGUGUGAUAGUGUGUGUGUGUGUGAUAGUGUGUGUGUGAUAGUGUGUGUGUGUGAUAGUGUGUGAUAGUGUGUGAGAGUGUGUGUGAGUGUGUGUGUGUGUGUGAUAGUGUGUGUGUGUGUGUGUGAUAGUGUGUGUGUGAGAUAGUGUGUGUGAGUGUGUGUGAUAGUGUGUGUGUGAUAGUGUGUGUGUGUGAUAGUGUAUGUGUGUGUGAUAGUGUGUGUGUGUGUGUGUGUGUGUGAUAGUGUGUGUGAGUGUGUGUGAUAGUGUGUGUGUGUGUGAUAGUGUGUGAGUGUGUGUGUGUGUGUGUGUGUGAUAGUGUGUGUGUGUGAUAGUGUGUGUGAUAGUGUGUGUGUGUGUGUGAUAGUGUGUGUGUGUGUGUGUGUGAUAGUGUGUGUGUGUGAUAGUGUGUGUGUGUGUGUGUGUGAUAGUGUGUGUGUGAUAGUGUGUGUGUGUGAGAUAGUGUGUGUGUGUGAGAUAGUGUGUGUGUGUGUGUGUGAUAGUGUGUGUGUGUGUAUGAUAGUGUGUGUGUGUGUGAUAGUGUGUGUGUGUGUGUGUGAUAGUGUGUGUGUGUGUGUGUGUGUGUGUAUGAUAGUGUGUGUGUGUGUGAGAGUGUGUGUGUGAGAGUGUGUGUGUGAUAGUGUGUGUGUGUGUGAUUAGUGUGUGUGUGUGUGUGUGUGAUAGUGUGUGUGUGUGUGUGAUAGUGUGUAUGUGUGUGUGUGUGUGUGUGGGGGGGGUGUAUGAUAGUGUGUGUGAUAGUGUGUGAGAGUGUGUGUGUGUGUGUGUGAUAGUGUGUGUGUGUGAGAGUGUGUGUUUGUGUGUGUGUGAGAGUGUGUGAUAGUGUGUGUGAGAUAGUGAGUGUGUGUGUGUGAGAUAGUGUGUGUGUGUGUGUGAGAUAGUGUGUGUGUGUGUGUGUGAUAGUGUGUGUGUGAUAGUGUGUGUGUGUGUGUGUGAUAGUGUGUGUGUGUGUGUGUGUGUGUAUGAUAGUGUGUAUGAUGAUAGUGUGUGUGUGUGUGUGUGUGUGUGAUAGUGUGUGUGUGUGUGUGUGUGUGAUAGUGUGUGUGUGUGUGAUAGUGUGUGUGUGUGUGUGUGUGUGAUAGUGUGUGUGUGUGUGAUAGUGUGUGUGUGUGUGUGUGAUAGUGUGUGUGUGAGAUAGUGUGUGUGUGUGUGUGUGUGUGUGAUUGUGUGUGUGUGUGAUAGUGUGUGUGUGUGUGUGUGUGAUUAGUGUGUGUGUGUGUGUGAUAGUGUGUGUGUGUGUGUGAUAGUGUGUGUGUGUGUGUGAUAGUGUGUGUGUGUGUGUGUGUGAUAGUGUGUGUGUGUGUGAUAGUGUGUGUGUGUGUGUGAUAGUGUGUGUGUGUGUGUGUGUGUGUGUGAUAGUGUGUGUGUGUGUGAUAGUGUGUGUGUGUGUGUGUGUGAUAGUGUGUGUGUAUGAUAGUGUGUAUGAUAGUGUGUAUGUGUGUGUGUGUGUGUGAUAGUGUGUGUGUGUGUGUGUGAUAGUGUGUGUGUGUGUGUGUGUGAUAGUGUGUGUGUGUGUGUGAUAGUGUGUGUGUGUGUGUGUGUGAUAGUGUGUGUGUGUGUGUGUGAUAGUGUGUGUGUGUGUGUGAUAGUGUGUGUGUGUGUGUGAUAGUGUGUGUGAUAGUGUGUGUGUGUGAUAGUGUGUGUGUGUGUGUGUGUGUGUGUGAUAGUGUGUGUGUGUGUGUGUGUGUGUGUGAUAGUGUGUGUGUGUGUGAUAGUGUGUGUGUGUGUGUGUGUGUGAUAGUGUGUGUGUGUGUGAUAGUGUGUGUGUGUGUGUGUGUGUGAUAGUGUGUGUGUGUGUGUGUGUGUGUGUGAAUGUGUGUGUGUGUGUGCUGCUCGCUGGCAUUUAAAGUUAUGUACCAUGAUGUACAGCACAAUAACAAGCCGCACGCUGUGACGUGAGGACGCGGAGCUCGGGUCUGUGUGUGCGGUGACAUUUCCGUGGCGCUCGGAAGCUAAAUGUCUGGUUUACUCGAGCGUCCAGACGCGUCACAUCAGACCUUUUCAUAAGUCCAUAUUAUCCACUGGAGCUCCAGAACCACCAACGAGCAGCGUGAGGUCAGUGAGGAUCCCCCAGACUCCUGCUAGAGUUCAGUGUCAUUUAUUCCUUCACCACUUCACACGCUUCCUUUAAACACGUUAACAGCGUGAUGUCGUGUGAACGUCGUCUCUCGCACACUGACGAGAUAACGAGCG
Molecule: messenger RNA, 4631 nt
Organism: Ictalurus punctatus (channel catfish)
Lineage: Eukaryota; Metazoa; Chordata; Actinopteri; Siluriformes; Ictaluridae
Product: plexin-A2
Exons: 3
Coding region: 347-1630 (427 amino acids)
Biological process (GO): regulation of cell shape; regulation of cell migration; positive regulation of axonogenesis
Cellular component (GO): semaphorin receptor complex
Molecular function (GO): semaphorin receptor activity; protein binding
Source: RefSeq, a predicted model, not a curated record